Messenger RNA from Polistes dominula (European paper wasp), 4812 nucleotides. RefSeq names its product casein kinase I. Gene Ontology annotation, molecular function: ATP binding; protein kinase activity. Gene Ontology annotation, biological process: protein phosphorylation. NCBI's taxonomy places the organism in Eukaryota, Metazoa, Arthropoda, Insecta, Hymenoptera, Vespidae. The record is from RefSeq and is a predicted model, not a curated record.
GUAGGUAAUUGUCGGACAAUAACGUUGCUGUCCUGCGCUGUAUCUAACGAAGCGAAAAACGCGCCGCUAUACGGUCGAUCGGGUGAAAAGCGGUGUCGUCGUGUUUGACGGAAGAACGGUACAUAGGAAUAGUCAUGAAAGAGGAGUCGCGUUGUAAUUCGCCUGAAUCAUCGAUCGAAAAUAAUUUCAGAGUAGAGUGAAAAAAAAAUAAAACAAAAAUAGAAAGAACGGGGCCAAGAAAGAAAGAAACGCAGAAGGGGCCCCUAUAAAAAAAACAGUGCUAUACAGUAAGAGAGAGCGAGAGGGGGAGAGUGAGCUAACAAACGACGAACGAGAUAAAGAGAAAGAAAGAAAGGAAGAAAGAGAAAGAGAUAAAGAUAGAAAUAGAGAUAGAGUUAGGGAGAGUGGGACGAAGUGUUGGUUAUAAUAGUCGCAUAACACGCGAUCCUGGUGGGCACGUCUCGACGGCGCCAUAAACCGUGUGCGCCAUUCGUUCGGCAAAGCAGGUCGUUUCCGCGGAAGGGCAGAUGCCCUUACGCGGUACAUCGUAUCGUUGGUGGUUUCGUUCUUGCACGUCCGGAUCGCCUAAUUUCGCAAGAUCCGGCACGGUUAAAUCGUCCUUCGCGUUUAAACGUUCCUCGCGUUUCCCAUAUUUCACGACGAACUGUCGACCGCCCCCCCGUGGGGGGCAAUUUUUCUCUCUCCAUCGUCGACGCCGUCGUUCUUCUCCCCUUCGUUCAAUUUUCCCAAGAAUUGUCAAACCAACUACGACAACAAACAUAAGUGCAGCAGAAGCAGCAAUAAUAGAUACGGAUUUAAUCAUUACGGCAUCGUCGACAAGAAACCUAGCAAAAAUAAUAAAUAGAAGAAAAAGAACAACAAUCAAAAGAAGAAGAACGACGACGACGACGACGACGAAGACGUCGACGUCGUUGAAAACACCAAUAACGACGUCGAAGACGAAAACGACGACGACGGCGGCGGCGGCAACGGCAAGAACCAAAGCAAGAAUAACAAAAAGAAGAAUCGAAAUAACAAGAAGAACAGGAAAUAGAAUUAAUAAUAGUUUCUCUUUAUUCUUAUACGGAAUAAAUAGAACGGCUGGCAUCAUUGGUAGAAAUACGACAUCAAGUUCGAGAACAAGGAAGUGGAGGAGGACGAAGACGAGAACAAGGAGGAGAACGACGAUAGGAGCGACAGCAACGCCACCAGUACGGUCGCCAUCAGCAUCGUGAAGCAGUUGGCUGUUCUACUACUCGAAGAGAAAGAACGAGAGGAAAUGUUCGUAGGUCCGUGAGCGGCGGUACGAUCAAAUAUGGAGGCUCGGCCGGCCCUCUAAACGCGUUUGUGGACCUUUCCUCUCUGUGUCUGCAUAACCAUCCGUCGUGCGCGCACGUGUACCGUCGCGGUCAACUAUCGAGUCUGUUGCUGUUGCUGCUGCUUACUGCUAUUGCUGCUGCUGCUGCUGCUGCUGCUGCUGUUGCUGUUAUUACUACCAACACUAUCACUAUACUACUCUACUUAUUUCUUCAUCGUACUGUUCAACUUCCUUUCCUUACUUUAUUAUUAUCAUCAUCAUCAUCAUCAUUAUCAUCUUUUCACUCUAAGACGUCUCUACGUCUUCUAUCUCUUCGUAGUUUCAUUUUUGUUGAGCCUCGUCAAGCUGGAGAAUGGAGCUCCGCGUUGGAAAUAAGUACCGGUUAGGACGGAAAAUCGGGAGCGGCUCCUUCGGGGAUAUUUAUCUGGGUACCAACAUUUCAACUGGCGAAGAAGUCGCCAUCAAACUGGAAUGCAUCAAAACACGGCAUCCCCAACUUCAUAUAGAAUCUAAAUUCUAUAAAAUGAUGCAAGGAGGAGUUGGUAUACCUACGAUAAAAUGGUGUGGCUCAGAAGGUGACUAUAAUGUAAUGGUUAUGGAAUUACUUGGACCAUCGUUGGAGGAUUUAUUUAAUUUUUGUUCCCGACGAUUUACUUUGAAGACUGUGUUACUUCUUGCUGAUCAAUUGAUAAGUAGAACAGAUUAUAUUCACAGUCGAAGCUUCAUUCAUCGAGAUAUCAAGCCAGAUAAUUUUUUGAUGGGUCUAGGAAAAAAAGGAAAUCUCGUAUAUAUCAUAGAUUUUGGUUUAGCAAAAAAGUAUCGUGAUGGUCGUACACACAAACAUAUACCUUAUCGAGAAAACAAAAAUUUAACUGGAACAGCCAGAUAUGCGAGUAUAAACACACAUUUGGGAAUUGAACAAUCGCGGCGAGACGAUCUUGAAUCUCUAGGAUAUGUUCUUAUGUAUUUCAACAGAGGUAGUUUACCAUGGCAAGGUUUAAAAGCAGCUACAAAAAGACAAAAGUACGAACGUAUUUCGGAAAAAAAGAUGUCGACUGCCAUUGAAGAAUUGUGCAAGGGUUAUCCUAUCGAAUUUGCAUCCUAUUUGAAGUACUGCCGAGGAUUAAGAUUUGAGGAAAGGCCUGAUUAUUCGUAUCUUCGACAACUCUUCCGACAACUAUUCCAUGGUCAGGGCUUCACGUACGAUUAUGUCUUCGAUUGGAAUAUGUUGAAAUUUGGAAAUACCAGACAACCAACGUUGCCUUCGGUACAACAAGCACCUAUGCACUCUCAACCAACAAAUGCAGCGCUGCCAUCUGGAACUAAUAAUGAACAGGAACAUAGAUCAAGGCCGUACACUCGUCAGUGUUUGGCAAAUGCGUCGAAUGUCGCAACGAUGGGUCCAACGGUAGGAGGAACGUCAUCGAAUCUGAGAAUCAUACGGCAAAAGCGCCGCGAAGCGUUGGAUGCUCAUGGUGACCAGGACAAUCAGGACAAGAGCGAUCUGCAAGCAUCGGGUGCAGGUGGCCAAGAACGAAGGGUCAGUAUGCGGUUGCACCGUAGAGAUGCAGCUUCAGCUGCAGGAGAAAUGCAGUCUAAAUCCAAUUUUGGAAGCGCCAAUGCGACGGCAACGAUCCCACCCCUCCUGGUGGUCAGGCGGGCAAGCGUUCCACACAACAAGUGAACCACCACCACCAGCAACAACAACAACAACAGCAAUAGCAGAAUCAUAAUCAUCAACAGGAUCAACAUCAUCAACAGCAUCAGCAGCAUCAACAACAGCUACGUCGAGGUGAUGCUACUACUAGCAGUAAUCGUCGACAAGAAGCUACGUUCUUCCUACACGGUCAACAACGAUAGGUGGCAACUUCUCUUAUGCCAGCUAAUGAAAAUUGCAGUGUCGUUUGGUCUACGGUGACAACAGGAGAAGAUAAUAGAGAGAUUAGAAAGUUUUCUUUUUCUUUUUUUUUUUUUUUUCUAUGAAAAUAAUAAUAAGUCAGGGAAGAAAGAGGAUUUAUUAAAAGAAAGAGAAAAGAUCAAGAAUAUUAAUGAACAAGAACAAGAGGAGAGGGUACUGCUAUUAAAGAUGAGAGAAACACAACACAACGCACUUUUGCUAAUCCUACCAUAAAUAUGUGUGUAUUGUCAAAAGUUGCGUUGUUGUUGUCCUCUCUGUAUAUGUAAACAUUUCUUUUUUUGUCUAUUAUUUUUAUUAAUUUUUAUUUAUAGGAAAAGAAACUGAGAACGUCAUAUGUAUGUGUGUCUGUGUAUGCACCCCUCUAUGCAUGAGAACAUAUUUAUAUACAUGGGAGAGCAUGUACAUCACAUGUAUGAGAGCAAAGAUAGCCAGAAAGAAAGAAAGAAAGAGAUUUACGUACCCCCCUCCCCCCGGCCCGCCCCUUAACAAAUCAAGCAUGAAAGAGAGAGAGAGAAAGAGAGAGAUAAAAAUAAAUAGGAUUUCUCUACGUGACUCUUUUUCAUGCAAAACAAAGUGAGAGAAAAAAUAUUGAACGAUAUUAUCCAAGUGCAUUGUUGUUGGUUGUGUGAUACCGUCGUGUGGUAGUGGUGGUGAUGAUGAUGAUGAUGAUGGUCGAGUGGAAGUCGAUUAGCUUUUUUUUUAAAUGAAAGAAAGAAAGAAAGAAAGUCAAAUAUAUACAUACACAUACGUGAUGUACUAAUAUUUAGUGAUUUUCUAACGUGGGUUGAUCGUUAAAGCGUAUAUAUGCGUACGCUGUUAUAUAAAUUUACAUAUAUAUAUAUAUAUAAAGUGAAAAAAUUAUGAUGAAAUCUUAUUAUAAUAAAUUGCAAAAAGAAAAAAAGAAAAAAAACAAAACAAAACAAAAAGAAAAAGAAUUCAAAUGCGAAUGAUCAAACAAAGUUUGUAGUAGUUUGUAUGCAAGUGUGUGGUGCAACAAUUUUGUGGCACAUAUUAUCUCGAGUAUAGAAGAAUCAUUUUAUUUAAAGGAAGAAAUAAAUAAUAUCGAUUGUUUUCAUGAAAAUAAUUGCUCUUUUAACGUGAAGAGAAAAUAUUGCAAUAUGUGUCUAAAAAUAUUCAAUAAAAAUUAUUAUUAAAUACUAUGCUUGAACGAUACAGGAAGGACUCUACUAUGAUAGAAGAAGACGCAAAUGAUAUGUUCAUAUAACAUCACACACAUGAUUCGAAUAAAAUGAUAAGAAGAAGACAAAUAAUUCGUUUUACAUUUGUAAACACCAUAAGUAAGGUAACAAUGUAUUUGGAAAAUUGUAAAACUAUUUUAACUUAAUGAAAAACUUGUUUGUGCGUCGUUUGUGCGUCUCUGUCUAUAAAAAAAAAAAAAAAAAACAAUUUGUUUGUUAAUAUGAUAAUUUAACGAGGUAGCUUUUGACUCUGCUUUGUUGAAAUCACAAUGAUGAUGAUGAUGAUAAUGAUGUUGAUGAUGAUGAUGAUGAUAAUGAUGAUGAUGCUGAUGAUUACUAUUAUUAAUCCUUGAAAUCAUAAUCUAUGAUAUAUCCAA